GCCAGCCAAAGACACUUAGUUGAUGGAGCGCAGUGCCAGCCACACUCAGUUGAUGGAGCGCAGUGCCAGCCACAGACAGUUGAUGGAGCACAGUGCCAGCCACUGACAGUUGGAGCACAGUGCCAGCCACAAACACAUAGUUGACGGAGCGCAGUGCCAGCCACAAACACAUAGUUGACGGAGCGCAGUGCCAGCCACAAACACAUAGUUGAUGGAGCGCAGUGCCAGCCACAGAUAGUUGGAGCACAGUUCCAGCCACAAACACUCAGUUGAUGGAGCGCAGUGCCAGCCACAGAUAGUUGAUGGAGCACAGUGCCAGCCACAGACAGUUGGAGUGCAGUGCCAGCCACAAACACAUAAUUGACGGAGCACAGUGCCAGCCACAGACAGUUGGAGCACAGUGCCAGCCACAAACACUCAGUUGAUGAAGUGCAGUGCCAGCCACAGACAAAAAGCUAAAGUGAGUGUGAGGCAUGAUGUGGCUGCGGCUCCAGUGUAUGUCCUACUUGCUGACCCUGCCAGUACUUGCAGUUGAUUUCCAGACGGAAAAAGACGGUGUCGAGGAUGACAUCUCUCACGGAAAUGCAGAAUCACACAAUGAUGGACGUAGGUGGUUAUCACCUGCAGAGAUAGGACAACACAGUGUGGGGAUCAUAUCCUCUGGAGACAAAGAACCAUUGGAGGUUAGGGAUGACUCAUCACCCACAAAUGCAGAACUGUUAAAGGCUGGGGACGACCCAUUACUCACAGACUUAGAAUUACCCAGUUUUGGAGGCGACUUGCUAUAUGGAGAGCCAGAACUGUCCUUGAGUGCUGAAAACCCUCAUAGCAUUGGAGAGGAGUCGACUGGGGAUGCGUCCCUAAAUACCAUUCCUUUAUCUAAAUACAAUACCGCAACCACAGCAAUAGCUUCCAACAAUAAAAGCAAUGAUAAGGAACACAAAAGGGACAAAAACGCUGAAAUUAGUGACAAAACACAAGUCAGUGUCAAACAGAUCACUGCUAUUCCACCCCAGGUGUAUAGCUCUAGCACUGUGCUCUCUUCUGAGAGUAACAAGCUGGUCACUCGACCACGACGAGCAGGCAAUUCAAGAUUCAAUACGACAGGGCCAGAUUUCGACGUUUCCGGUCUUUGUAAAUCCUUAUAUAAAUCAUCGCAUGGACUACCGAGAACGCCUUUAGGAUAUGUUUACAAAAUUAAUUCACGCAGGUUCAUUUAUUUGUAUGUAAUGGAAAAAAUUGUUGAUAUAUGCCUACCCUUAUAUCGAUCCUUUUAUAAGUGUAAAGAGUACAAAUAUCUCACACUUUGUAUUGAACAGAAAGUAGGAUUUAUACAUUCACACGGUUGUAAAAGGAUCUCGGAAGAAGACAUAUUUUUCGAAUUUUUUCUUGGUCUUUACAUCAUUAGCAACGACACCGAGUGUAUGGAGAGGGUGUGUGAUGGUUCAUUCAGGUUCAGAGAAGCCAGCGUAAAAGGAGUUACAUAUCAGAUUUUUAAUCUUCGAGACUUUCGCGGAGGAAGUAAAGUAUGCCAUAAAAACUUUGAACUUCUAGGCACCUACGCAUCUGGCAGGUAUAAUAUAACGUAUUUAACUGUGAAUAAUCUUUGGCCAAUUUGUUGCCCUAUGUGCGUGGUGGUCUGGAACGACAAGCCAGAAGACUAUGGUAUCAAUGGUGGCUGGAGUUAUUUGAAUGACUCCUGUCGGGCAAGUGAGGUAUUGCUGAUCACGCUAGUGGCGUGUGUGGCAGUGAGUGGGGUGGUGGGUAAUGUGUUAGUUCUAGUGGUGAUGCUCACCAGUAGACAUGGAGGAGAGGAGUCCAGCAUGCUUCGCACCUCACUAGCCCUGGCCGACCUCCUCACCGUGCUCUUUGUAGUGAUCCCCGCCCUUUUCUACCACAUUUCCCCCUUUAUCAAACAAACUCAUUAUACAGUAUUAAACAAACGUGCUUAUUUUAACUAUAAGAGUGUUACAAAGCGUGACGCAACUGAGUUAAUAGCUAAAAACUUUUUGGUAUAUUCUAAGGGCUAUGUUUUGUUCCAAUCUCUUUUAAGCAAAACGUGUUCUACAGUGUCACUGUUUAUUAUGUUCUUGCUGAGCGUAGAGAGGUUAGUGCUGACAGGUCGUGCACUACGUUACUAUGAUUACAUUUCAAGAGGACGGAUCAAGUUAGUCAUUGUGUCCACCUGGGCUGUAAGUCUCAUGAUCGCUCUUCUGAACUCUUAUGAUGAACAUGGCUUCAUUAUUGCCUUAUGGUCAACCUUCUCCAAACUGCCAACCAGAUAUAUAAGAAAUUACCCAGAUGUUUUACUGUUUGCUUUUCUUUCUAAUUUACAUAUAGUCCUUCAUAUGAUAACUGUUUUGGCUACGGUGAUUUUAUCUAUGUUAGCCUUCAGGAAUUUUCUACGUGAGAGAGAACGUGAGCACUCCGAGUGGAACUAUGGCAUCAAGUCUACCAGAUUGUAUUCCAAAGAUGAUCGCCGAAUCUUAAUUACAAUGUCAUUUAUAACAGCAUUUUAUCUCAUCUCUGUUGUCCCUAGCGCAAUCCAGUUUCUCCUUUAUUCUACAGGUAACACGCCUAUUGAAGAAUUUUUACUUGACUAUUUUGCAUCAUGGAUAUUCUUGGUUAACACUGCCUGGAAUCCGUGGGUAUACAACUUCUGCAGCAGCCAGUUUAUCAGUGACAUGGCUGAGAUGCUCCACAGAGUGCUGCCGGAGAGGUUAGGCUGCAACCUUAAGCCACACAUGAUACAGUCGCAGCACGAGUAUAGAGAAGAUAAUUUUGAACUUAAUCCGCGGGCAAAGGUGAUGUUACGAAGACUGGGAUUCCCAGAAACUUGUGCUUGAGUGCCCGUGC
This is a messenger RNA of Cherax quadricarinatus, 2856 nucleotides long. RefSeq lists its product as uncharacterized. Gene Ontology annotation, cellular component: plasma membrane. Gene Ontology annotation, biological process: G protein-coupled receptor signaling pathway. Lineage: Eukaryota; Metazoa; Arthropoda; Malacostraca; Decapoda; Parastacidae. The record is from RefSeq and is a predicted model, not a curated record. Gene Ontology annotation, molecular function: G protein-coupled receptor activity.